Messenger RNA from Cyphellophora attinorum, 1581 nucleotides. RefSeq names its product putative aspartic-type endopeptidase OPSB. Gene Ontology annotation, biological process: proteolysis. The transcript has a single exon. Gene Ontology annotation, molecular function: aspartic-type endopeptidase activity. Lineage: Eukaryota; Fungi; Ascomycota; Eurotiomycetes; Chaetothyriales; Cyphellophoraceae. Bases 1 to 1581 code for a protein of 526 amino acids. The record is from RefSeq and is a predicted model, not a curated record.
AUGAAGCCGCUCUCGAUCCUGGCAGUAGCCGCGACGGCUUCGGCGGCGUCUUCGGGUUACUUGAAACUGGAGUUCGAGACUGAGCAGACAGGACACAGACUUCGACCUAGACAGCUUCCCGAGGAGGACCUCGACCAGAAUAUCACCCUCGGCCCUCAAAGAUCACUGUACUGGCUGAACCUCGAGAUUGGCACACCUCCGCAACCGUUCCGGCUCCAGAUCGAUACAGGUUCCAGCAACUUAUGGGUACCCGACUCGGGAGUCCGCCAGUGUCGCAACGAAUGCCCUGGUGGCUACUUUACCGUCGAUGAAUCAAGCACGUACGAGGUACUCAACCCAUCGAACCCCAAUGUAUUCGAGAUCAGCUACUUGGAUGGAACUGGAGCGUCGGGCAACUUCUUCUCCGAUGCCGUCACUAUUGGAGAAUCCACUAUAGAUCCGGGUGUGAUGGCUAUCGGCCUAGCGACGCGUCUACAGGACGGAAUACAGCUCGAGAACGAUGGUCAAGGUCUGGUUGGAAUCGGCUACUGGAUCAACCAAGCUGGACUCGAAUACCUCGCCACCGAGAUCAACUCGCCACCAACGUUGAUCCAGGCUCUGAAGCAGAAAGGCGAUAUCAAUCGCGAAGCAUACAGCAUCUACCUCAACGACGUGUCGAACGGAACAGGAGAGGUGAUUUUGGGUGGUGUUGACGCGAAUCAAUACUCCGGCGAGCUCGUAGCUCUUCAGACGCUGCAAGACCCCAGCGUCGCCGGCUUGAUCGAAGGCCUCGCCAACUACACGCACUUCGAAGUCGCAGUCACCGGCAUUUUCAUCGAUGACGAGAACGGGCAACGGCUGCUGACUGAACCUGGUUUCGCAGAGCCUGGACUCUUGGACAGCGGCACCACGAUCACGUACGUGUCACCCUCGCUGUACCGGACCAUUGCUCAAGGCUUCGGCGUCACAAACCCCGGCAUCAUUCCAUGUGAAUACAGAAACUCGAACGCGGCGCUCGUGUUCCAGUUCGGUGGCGAAGGCGGACCAGAAAUUCGCGUUCCGCUUUCGGCUCUCAUCGACUUGGACGAUACUUCGCCCGACAAUUACGACGAUGGUACGCCGUCGUGCUAUUUCCUCCUAGAUCAGUUCGAAGAACCAUACGUGAUGCUUGGUAACUCAUUCAUGCGCUCUGGCUACUUUGUCUACGAUUUAGAGAACCAUGUCGUUGCGAUUGCUCAAGCAAGUCCGAAUGCCACCAAGGACGAUGUAACGGCGUUGCCAGCCAGCGGAACGGAAAUACCUGGAUGCACGAGCACGAACACCUAUACGAUCAACUCGCGCGCCGCCACGCCGACGGUCGAGGACGUGAUCACGCAGCCUGUGCCUGAUAGCGCAGGGGCCUCCCCAACGCCUACAUUUGCGCUAGGUGAUACAAGUCAGCCUCAGACGACACAGAGCGGAAGUGGAGAUAGCGGAGGCAGUGGAGGCAGCGAAGACACCGGAGGUGGCAGUAGCAGCGCCGCAAGCGCCGGGGUAGAUGCAGCGGUCUGGAAGAUGAUGGUUCCCGUGGUGGGCGUCGUGGCCAGCUUGAUGGCUUUGUAG